Molecule: messenger RNA, 1025 nt
Organism: Camelina sativa (false flax)
Lineage: Eukaryota; Viridiplantae; Streptophyta; Magnoliopsida; Brassicales; Brassicaceae
Source: RefSeq, a predicted model, not a curated record
UCAUAUAUAUAUGACUUAUUUGUCUAAAUCACUCUCCUUCUCUCUAUUUGUCUUACAAACACACACAAACAUAAAAAUCUCCUUUCGUCGGCUCAUUUACAUAUUAUAUACGAUUUUCCACUCAAAUUAAAAGUAUCGAACCAAUUCAUAAUAGGAUCGUGUUUUGAUUAUUUGCAGUGUCCAUUGGAUAUAUGGGUCGGGUUAAAUUGGAGUUAAAGCGGAUAGAGAAGAGCACGAACCGACAGAUUACGUACUCAAAACGUAAAAAAGGUUUAAUAAAGAAGGCUUAUGAAUUGUCAACACUUUGUGAUAUCGAUCUUGCUCUCCUCAUGUUGUCCCCCUCCGAUCGCCUUUGUCUCUUUUCCGGUCAAAAAAGGAUCGAGGACGUUUUCGCGAGGUACAUCAAUCUUCCUGAUCAAGAAAGAGAGAAUGCCAUAGUUUUCCCCGAUCAAAGCAAACGCCAAGGUAUUCAACACAAAGAGUAUCUGUUAAGAACUCUUGAACAACUCAAAACUGAGGAAGACAUGGCCCUCCAUAUCAACGAACCACGCCCUCUCCUCUCCGAUGUCGAGGCUCUUGAGCAAGAAGUUUGUAGAUUACAAGAACAGCUUCAAAUUUCAGAGGAAGAACUUAGGAAAAUCGAACCAGAUCCAGUGAGGUUUACAUCAAUGGAGGAGAUUGAAGCAUGUGAAACUCAUCUCAUCAAUAACCUGACACGUGUUGUUCAGAGAAGGGAACAUUUGUUGAACAAGUCAUGCAAAGCACCAGGUACCCAACAGAGCAUACAAGGAAUCCCUCUAAACAACGUCGUAGAGGAAUGGUCUGUGGCGGAGCCCGAACAAGCCCAUAUGAUAGCCAGUUUAGCCCAUCAUUCCAGUCAGCUAAGCUAUGAUGAUCUGAUAUUGCAAGGGAGUUCACAGGGCAGAGAGAGCAGCUUUAUGCGGGGGUGAUGAAGUGGUGGUAGUGGUGGAAGAAUUAUCAGUAGAGUUCGUCUCAUCCCAGCCAAUGCCAAAGCAUACUCUCCC